AUGUCCCCAUCCUCGACCCCGACCCCGACUCCAUGUUCCGCGGCUACGGAGGAUUCAGUUUUUGAUCUCGAGACAGAGAAUGUGAUAGAGAAUGAGGUUAUCGAAUUGGACCGGCCAAUGGGAAGGAAAGCUGAAAAAGGAAAACGAAAGGCUCAAGGCAGGCAAGCAGAGGAAAAUUUCCAACUCAGAAAGAUGAAGUAUACUAUGUUAGAGGAGUCACGCGCUCAGGAGAAAGAGUUUUAUCGCCUGAAGGCCGAGAAGAUAGAGUAUGACAAGGAGAAAGAGGAAAAAAAAUUACGUCUUGAAGAUGAAAGACUGAGGUUGGAGGCAGAGAAGAUUAAAAUUGAAGCUGCAAAAGAGCAAAGUAAAAUCCGUCAAGAGGACGAAAGGCUGAGGUUGGAGGCUGAGAAAGUGGAGCUUGCGAAGAAGGAAUCAGAUCAGCGCAUUAUGAUGAUGGAUGUGAGUGUCAUGCCAGAAAUGCAGCGGCUAUAUUUCGAGCAACUCCAGAGGGAAAUCAUCAUGAGACGUAGUCAUGCCCAAGGACCGGAUUGA
This is a messenger RNA of Carya illinoinensis, 552 nucleotides long. RefSeq names its product ensconsin-like. The coding region runs from base 1 to 552 and encodes 183 amino acids. The record is from RefSeq and is a predicted model, not a curated record. The transcript has a single exon. Lineage: Eukaryota; Viridiplantae; Streptophyta; Magnoliopsida; Fagales; Juglandaceae.